Stylophora pistillata is the source of this 1482-nucleotide messenger RNA. RefSeq names its product retrovirus-related Pol polyprotein from transposon 412. The record is from RefSeq and is a predicted model, not a curated record. Lineage: Eukaryota; Metazoa; Cnidaria; Anthozoa; Scleractinia; Pocilloporidae.
AUGUCUUUUCAUAUUCCUGAAAGGAAGGUGGAAAAGUUUAAGAGUCUUUUAGGUUCUGUAAUUGGAGAUACGUCGCCCUCGUAUCGAGAAUUGGCCGGAAUCGCCGGUUCUAUAAUUUCUGUUACCUUGGCAGUGGGGCCCACUUCACGUCCUCUAACCAGACAAAUAUACCUCGCAAUUGAAUCACGAUCAGCGUGGGACCACACCAUUCGUUUUUCUCCGGCUGUUUUGAAAGAGUUGAGAUUUUGGUACAGCAACAUCGACUCGUUUAACGGCUAUUCUGUUUGUCCACCCCCUGAUUCGUCAACGGUUACUUUCUCUGAUGCUAGUGAUGUCGCCUUUGGCGGGUUUUCGGCCUCCUUAGACGGCGUAAUGGCUAGCGGCAUGUUCACGUCUGAAGAUCUUGGUCAGAGCUCCACGUACCAUGCUAAAUGGGGUCCUCAUACAUUCGACCGCUUCGCGACCUAUUACAAUGCUCAGCUCCCUCGGUUUAACUCGAAGUUUGCCUCUCCCGGAUGCAGUGGGGUCGACGCAUUGGCACAAGACUGGAGCGCCGAAAACAACUGGAUAUGUCCCCCAGUUAGUCUGAUCGUCGAUUCUGUCCGUCAUCUCAUGUCUUGCUUUGGCCGCGGGACAUUGAUCAUCCCCGAAUGGCCCUCCGCUCAUUUUUGGCCUUUCUUGCGUGAAGGGUCUUCUCGGUUUAGCUCGUAUGUCGCGGAAGUGUUUGUUCUGCCUGCAGUCGAGGAUCUACUAUUGGAGGGUCCUGGUCAGAAGCAGAUCUAUAAGUCUCGACCUUCUAUUUUUNUAGCCCGCGGGUCUUCACGAAGUGCAUCUUGGGAACACAAGGUUUCAAAAUGGCGAGUGGUGCUGGCAGCCUCGAAGAACAAGUCUGGUCGGCCGUCAGAUCCGCUGUCAGAGAAGAACUAUCCUCACGAAGUGGAAGAACCCGAUAUUGAUGCUGACGAGGAAUAUGGUCUAAUCGACAACAUGAUUGUGAUCAAAGGUCAGUGCGAUUUUUAUCCUGAUUACUCAGAAGAAGAGAUACGGUCGGAGUUGGUUUCCUUGUUCAAGACAAAGUUACCCCUUAUUACAAGCAGGGAUUUCGACUUCGUGAGAAGGGAAAGAAAUACUAUUUCUGUGCUAGUAGUUAAAGAGAAUCACAAGUGGAAACAUAAACAUGUUAAAGAUCUUUGUGGCACAGGACGGCUGUAUGUAAGAUUGAAUGUGGCACGGGAAACCCUAGUCACAAGUGAUGAUGAGAUCGAAGGAGGUGAUCAGCAUGAAAGCACUGAAAGUCAAUCAUCUGUGCAAGCUGUUAACAACCAGCCAAAUGUCCUUUGUGUUAGCUCUGGAAGUAUGCAAGUGGGCACAACUGAUGAAGUUGAGAGUUACAGCUCCCCUCAGUGGUCUUAUCAGUCUGUGGAUUCAUCAUUCAUUGAUUGGUGUCGAGUCUUUGUCAUCCAUUUUUACAAGUGCAAGUAG